Molecule: messenger RNA, 1341 nt
Organism: Hymenoscyphus albidus
Lineage: Eukaryota; Fungi; Ascomycota; Leotiomycetes; Helotiales; Helotiaceae
Source: the annotation of a GenBank genome assembly
AUGAUGCAACUAGGACAAGCGGCUACGGCCAUCACCAAAGGUCUCGCCAAAAAGACACACCCCCUCACUGCCAAAUGGACUCGCAUUGACGCCCCUCCUCUCCCUCGCUCAUCACAUACUCUCUCCGUCAUUGCUGGACGAGGCUAUAUCUUUGGUGGCGAAAUAAAUCCCCGGGAACCAGUGGAUAAUGAUAUGCAUACUAUCACGUUGCCUUCCGGGACCGUCACCUCGGCUGACUAUCGAGCUAUCCCAGCCAAGCCAGAGCUCCCUGGUGGAAAGAUCCCAGAGAAGAGAGUAGGCCAUACCGCAGCUGUUAUCGGCGAGCGAAUCUUCAUAUUUGGUGGUAGAGGUGGAAAAGAUAUGAAGCCACUCGAGGAAAAUGGUCGGGUUUGGAUCUAUAACACGAGAGUCGAUGCCUGGACCUAUCUUGAUCCUCUCCCAAAUACCCCAUUUCCAGAAGCAAGAUCCUACCAUUCGAGCGUUGCAAUCGAGAAGCCACAACCAGGUAACAUGAAAAGUGUGAAAAUAGACAACGCCACCGAGUCACCAGCACCAGGCAGCAUCGCGGAAUCAGCACAAACAGACGAGCAAGAAGGUGGCUACGGAACUCUAUUCAUCCAUGCAGGAUGUCCAAAUUCUGGACGAACAAAUGACUUGUGGGGAUUUGAUGUACGAAGCCGAACGUGGAAAGAAUUUCCAGCUGGUCCUGGCAAGCCAAGAGGUGGCACCGCCCUUGCAGUCUCAAAGCAAAGAAUUUAUCGAUAUGGUGGAUUCAACGGUGACGACGAAGAAGGCGGAGAAUUGAGCUUUUUGGAAUUAGGUUUGGAUCAAUUCAACAAUAUAGGCGGCUCAGAAGAGGCGGCUGUGGUUGCCAAAGGAUCAUGGCACACAUUAAAUUUCAAAGAAGAGAGCAUGCAAUGCCCUGGAGAGAGAAGUGUAGCUGGUCUACAAACAAUCACAACCGGAAUGGGUAGAGAAUACCUAAUUCUGCUAAUGGGAGAGAGAGAUCCAAGCAGUCAAGGUCAUGACGGAGCUGGCAAGUUCUGGGACGACAUCUGGGCUUUUCAGUGUCCACCUCAAGGCAUGACCGGAGCGAGCUUUAAAGAUGCAACAUGGCAGGCUCUUGGAAGAGAGACUGGCGAAGGUCUUUGGAGUCAGGUCGCUGUGUCUGAUGCGGAAGGUGUUGAGGGAGAAGACAUUCAUAACUUGGUACCGGGAGCAAGAGGCUGGUUCCCUAGCUCAUCUUUGGGUGAUAUCGAUGUCACAAGCGUCAUGCUCUGGGGAGGACUAAAUAUCAAAAACGAGAGAGAGAAUAACGGUUGGAUUUUGACCUUUGUAUGA